AUUUUUCUUGCUUACUUUACAUGAACAGUAGUCGUUUUAGGAUGAAUUACUGUUCCCUGAUUGAACUCUCAGGAGGUUAACCACGUUAUUCUAGUCAACACCCAUCAAUAAAUCAAAGUCUCGCCUGACUCCUAGUGUAUCUAUCUAGUCUUUUCGGUUGUUCAGAUUCUACUUUUUCUUGGACUACAUCAGACUCGUCAUAAUCUAAAAAUUAUCAAGUAUUUUGUCAAAAUGUCUCUUCUCUGAGUCCAGGUAAAGAGGCUCCCACUGAGGAGUAGUCAAAGGUGCAAUGAGCAAGAUUAUGAUUCUUGGUCUUUGGAACUUGAAUUCAUCUAUAUGUAUCAACUGUUUCAAUAAGUGCUGAGUCAUGGGGUAUGACUAGUGAUCAUGGAUGGCUUGCUGUGCGUCCAUGUCGCCUAGUCACGAGAAAGGUAUGAAAAUAUUGAAAGCUGACUUGGAGCUCCAGCUGGGUGUCCAGUCCACAUGUGGAAACCUCUAUUUUUGUUUCCAGACCCAAUUCUUAUACAGCUUCCAUGAGUUUUUGGCCUUCGGUUCAUUUAUAAUUCUGGUAGUCCAGGAGUUUGUCUUAGGAGUGUAUGAUCCGGAGGCAACAGCUGCAAUUAACCAAAAUCUUUCUGACAUUUCUACAUUGAACGAUCCUCGCUCAAAGGAUGCCUCACAAAGGUACCAUGCUCACCAAUAUACUAAUGGAACCACAUGUGAUCUAACAGAUAAGUCAAGAGAGACUGAGGUGAGGUUUGUAUGCUCAGAACCCAGGGCAAUGAUCAGUUCAAUCACAGAUUUCAACUUGCAAGUAUGCACUUACAGUUCAAGUCCCUAUACUAUGCAAGCAUCCAUUGUUUCAAGAGGAGAGACCGAUAUGGCAUACAAUCGAUUGUAAUGUGCUUCCAAAGGAUUACAAGGAUACUAAAGUGAGACAAGAUAACAGAGAUGCGGAGAUUGUUAUGGUUACAGAUUGUUAUGACACAAAAUGGAAAAAAAAAAAGAAAAA
This is a messenger RNA of Cicer arietinum (chickpea), 1012 nucleotides long. NCBI's taxonomy places the organism in Eukaryota, Viridiplantae, Streptophyta, Magnoliopsida, Fabales, Fabaceae. The record is from RefSeq and is a predicted model, not a curated record.